Actinia tenebrosa (Australian red waratah sea anemone) is the source of this 3477-nucleotide messenger RNA. RefSeq names its product serine/threonine-protein kinase DCLK1. Lineage: Eukaryota; Metazoa; Cnidaria; Anthozoa; Actiniaria; Actiniidae. Gene Ontology annotation, biological process: protein phosphorylation; intracellular signal transduction. The record is from RefSeq and is a predicted model, not a curated record. Gene Ontology annotation, molecular function: protein kinase activity; ATP binding.
AUUUACAUACUAUAAGUGUAGAAAUCAUCGUUUGGCAAAGCACCGGUUCAUGAGGGUAUAUACAAUUCACAAUGGAUGGAGGAUUUAUAAUUCUCAGCCCUACAUAUUGAUGGCUUUGUAAAUCAGGAUUGUUAUUAGAAGCUCGGAUCGGUGAGGAAGUUAAGGUGCCGAUAAGGAAAGAUUGUUCUUGGAGAUCCACGUAUCGGGGACAGUACAUGUUCAUCAUCGGUAAUUUUUUUAAUUGGAGACCAUAAUAUCUAUAUUCGUAUCCGUUCGAAGUAUUGUCUAUACUGAGUUGUACGUGGACAAGGAUGUAUUAACAGUUGGGUCGGUGAAUGUCGACUGAGGAUUGAAGUAUCGAGUCGAAUGAUGACAGCAGUUCGUCACACUUCCAAGUAUUCGACGAACGAGCAAGAUAUGAAGAAGGACUCUAAAAUUGUCACGUUUUACAAGAAUGGAGAUAUCUACUUCAGCGGAUAUGUCGUGACAAUAACUCCACGUCGAUAUCGAAGUUUUGAAGUGCUAUUAUCAGAGCUGUCUCGCAUAACAAAUCUUCCACAAGGAGUUAGAUAUCUUCUGGAUAGAGAGAGCGGAACCCGGAUCGAGGCGAUCGAGCAGUUACAAGACGGUAAAGCUUAUGUUUGUGCUUCGAAUUCUAAGCUAAAGAGGCUGGAUUACGGCAAGAAGAGCGGGGUAUUACCCCAAUGGGGUUCUAAGAACAAGAUUGAACUACCUGCGCUGACAAAUCCACCGAAGGUUCAGGGAAAUCAGACUAGUUCUCGCUACGUCCCGCUUGCACAUACUCGCCAUGCAGGAACACGAGAACACAAACAGGAAGCAACAAGAAACUAUCAAAGGGUUUCUUAUAAAGCUCGCAAUGUGACUGUAAUUCGAAAUGGCCACAAGCCUAGGAUGAGUACCAGGGUUUUACUAAGUAAACGGACGGCUCAUAGCGUGAACCAGUUUCUUGAUAUGGUGAACGACUCACUUGGGGUCACCGGUGCUUCAAAUGUUCGAAAAAUCUACACCUCUAGAGGAAAGCAGGUUUACGAGGUUUCUGAUUUAUUCCUCGAUGAAACUGGGAUAUUUAUUGCUGUUGGGAAUGAAAGAUUUCGGGUUGAUGACAUUGAGAAUAUUCUAAGUGAUGAUAAAGGAACGCCUGGUAAUAACAAGAGACGUGUAAAAUCACUAGGGAAGGUUAGUAACACAGGUAUGAAACACGAAGAAGAAAACAAACGAACUUCGAAGGAACACGAUGAUAAACCAACAGAACAAGAUAACAAGAAAUCUUCUUUACCGGUACUGCCGGACUUAGAGGUUAAGAAAAACAAAAACAAUUACGAGAUUAGAUCGAAAGUAGCUGAUGGUGGUGAUAAUUAUUCAUCGAUACAUCAAAAGCCUCAAAGCCCGAGACACAAGAAGACUGUGAGUAAACAAAACUCUUCGACAAGAGAAAACAAAAACGUCGAACAGAGGACCGAUGUGAAUUCAAAUAAUGUCAAACUGCCUCAAAUUGGGACAGGGCAUAACUUGGUUACCUCGCAAGAACCACAGCAGGCAACCACGACAAAAGGAAAGACAGACAAUCAGGAUUCCCCACGGGGGGUAGGUGAGGAGAAAGAGAAAUUGAAAGAAUCUGUUGAGAAAGAGAAGAUUGAAAAAUAUCCUGAACAAAAGGUUAAAAAGAGACCUUCUAAAGAGUUUACCCACCAUGAGAUCGAAGUAGAAUAUUCUAGAGUAACGGAUAAAAAAGUUGAGGAUGUUUACGACAUAGGACGAAAAAUUGGCGAUGGAAACUUCGCAAUCGUUCGGCAAUGCACCAACAAAACAAACAAAAAAGAAUUCGCUCUCAAAAUUAUCGACAAGAAAAAAAUUAAAGGAAAGGAAAAAAUGAUCGAUGACGAGAUCGCAAUCAUGAGGAAAUGUCGCCAUCCGAAUAUAGUUCGAUUAUUUGAGGAUUACGACACGCCAACUGAUAUUUAUCUGGUAAUGGAGCUGAUCAAGGGGGGAGAUCUCUUCGAUGCUAUUUCAUCUUCUGUCAAGUUCACAGAAAACGUCGCUAAAACCUAUUUUCGAGAUAUGUGCAAAGCCCUGGCAUAUUUGCACAAGCAGAGAGUUGUACACAGAGAUAUGAAACCAGAAAACCUACUUGUCCACGAGCGUGCAAACGGCCAGGCAAUCCUCAAGCUCGCAGACUUCGGCCUCGCGGUAGAAGUAAAGGCACCACUUUUUACCGUCUGUGGUACCCCAACCUACGUCGCCCCAGAAAUCCUCGAAGAAGAAGGGUACGGCCUAAAGAUCGACAUGUGGGCAGCAGGUGUAAUAACAUAUAUCAUGCUAUGUGGUUUCCCGCCAUUUCGCAGCGCCAAGCGCGACCAGGACGAACUUUUCGACCUCAUCCAAGCGGGUGACUAUGAAUUUCUUUCACCAUAUUGGGACCCUAUCUCUGAGGACGCCAAGGACCUGAUCUCUCAUCUACUGGUAGUAGAGCCCCAUAAGAGAUACUCGGCCGAGAAGGCUUUAACUCAUAAAUGGGUCCGGCUCAGAAGUCCUACAGUAGGGGAUCUCAGUAAAAACCUGCUUGGCGAAGACGGUGUCGGGAAGAAGUCGAAGAAGAAGUUUAAAGCUGCCGCCCUUGCUAUACAGGGAGCGCAGAGGUUUGGAAACUUAGCGGAUGAAUUUCGUACUCACAGAGGCGAGAAAUUCAUUAGUUUAUUGUAGAUUAUAAUAGUAUAGUGGUAGCAAACAUAAUCUGGAUAUCAUGGCUCUUGAUAGCAUGAUGUAAUAACUGAUCCUGUCUGAUCUCUUGAUUACUACGAGAAGUGAUUGUGCAAAGUGACCAGAUUGAACACUAGCCUGUGUACAGCCGUUCCCCACUUCUCCCCCUAUGGGGGAAAAACGAGGGGAAAACGUUUUGCCCGUAGUGGGGAGGGGUGGGAAGCGGGUGUAUACAGGCUAAUAGAAUAUACUAGAGGAAUUAAAAGUGAAUGACUAGAACCUCCCACUAGCUCGAUGGUGUGGGAGCGAGAAUAGUGAACCGUACUCCAUUCAUCACCAAGUCAACUCACUUAGGCUCAGGUCAAACUUCGAACCUCACAUGAGCCAAACCUAAUUGCAAGAAUAGAUGACAAGGUGGUCUUUUUUAUGUCACUAGGUUCGGCUCAUGUGAAGUCCGACGUUUGACAUGAGUCUUAUAGGCCUAACAGAAAAAUACUCAAAACUUCUCAAAAAAAAAAAWAGAAUUACUCCUUUGGAGUGACCUGAUUUUUUGAAAGCCGAGAUAUCAAAUAUUAAAAUGAGUCCGCUUUUUUAAAAUUUGAAAUCAAUUUUUUUAUAGAUUAAAUGACAUGAUUUUGAUAUAUAUUUUACUUUCUCGGUCUUGAAGACAUUGAUGAAGGAAAAUAUAUGUAAAUAUGUUCCUCUGGAACGUAUUGUGAUCCACAAACACUAAAGGCGCUGUUGAACAGCUAAGUAUUA